GCCCCAGGGAAUGGAAGUGGUCCAAAUUGGGUCUACGUUCCCCUAAACGAAAGACUGCAUUUCCUAAACCGAGCAGCCAGGUCCGUUCCCAGCACCAAGUCCGGUGCCCAUGCCCAAGGGUGUUACGAAUGAUAUCGACGUCGAAAAGCAUAGCUGAUCGCUGAUUGGUGGCCGGCCGGGGAAGGAGCAACAUUGUUCCUGCCAUGCGCGGCGCGGGCUUCUUUGUAUACAUAAAAGUCCAAGCUUUUCGAGGCGGCGCGCAGUCUUCGAGACAACCAAAUACCGCGCAAACGCCCACCAUGUCUGACCGGGAGUUUGGCGGCAACGACGACCUGUCGUUGCCAAAGGCGACCGUGCAGAAGAUUGUGCAAGAUAUCCUGGCGACAGAACCCGGCAUGACAUUCGCGAAAGAUUCACGAGACCUGCUCAUAGAGUGCUGUGUCGAGUUUAUCACACUCAUCUCCUCCGAAGCCAAUGAAAUCGCCGAAAAGGACGCAAAGAAGACAAUAGCCUGCGAGCACGUUAAGGCAGCGCUCGAGGAGCUGGACUUUGGCGAGUACGUUCCUGCGAUUCUUGAGGUCGCGCAAGACUACAAGAAGCAGCAGCAGAAUCGCGAGAAGAAGCAGACCAAGAUCGAGCAGAGCGGCAUGACUGAGGAGGAACUCAUCCGCGCGCAAGAAGAGCUGUUCCGCUCGGCUACGGACAAGUUCAACUCGGCGCCAUCGUAGUGCGAGGCAUCUUAAUGAAUAAUACGAUACAGGCUGCGAGGCGUUGAGGGCGUUGACCACACAGGUCUCUGGACGGCGUUUGGGACAUAGAUUGGGCACAUGAAGGCAUUCAGUUCGGCAUCGGCGGGCCGCAAUUCUACAAAGAGCUGCAAGACAGCCAACAUAAUACUACAUGGCAAAAGCCUCUCAAAG
This is a messenger RNA of Macroventuria anomochaeta, 920 nucleotides long. Its product is annotated as histone-fold-containing protein. Gene Ontology annotation, cellular component: negative cofactor 2 complex. NCBI's taxonomy places the organism in Eukaryota, Fungi, Ascomycota, Dothideomycetes, Pleosporales, Didymellaceae. Gene Ontology annotation, molecular function: core promoter sequence-specific DNA binding; protein heterodimerization activity; TBP-class protein binding. The record is from RefSeq and is a predicted model, not a curated record. Bases 300 to 728 code for a protein of 142 amino acids. Gene Ontology annotation, biological process: negative regulation of transcription by RNA polymerase II; RNA polymerase II preinitiation complex assembly; positive regulation of transcription by RNA polymerase II. The transcript is spliced from 3 exons.